Messenger RNA from Oppiella nova, 1842 nucleotides. The record is from the annotation of a GenBank genome assembly. Lineage: Eukaryota; Metazoa; Arthropoda; Arachnida; Sarcoptiformes; Oppiidae.
AUGGACAAAGACUUGAGUCCAAUGAUGGGCUCGUCUUCGCGACGCGACGCCAAACGCUUGUCGUCGUCGUCGACCUCACUGUCGGCCACCACUUCCACGACCACGUCCGCCACGAAGGCCUCGUCGACCACAUCGUCGUCAUCGCUGGACGACUCGUCCAACACGUGGGACUGCAGUGUCUGCACGUAUCGGAACAGUUACGAGGCCUUCAAGUGUCUCAUGUGUGACGUGCGGAAGGGGACGUCCACUCGGAAGCCACGGAUCAACCCCGAGAUGGUCGCCCAACAGGUGGCCCGACAACAGGAACAGAUCAAACAGCAGGCCAUCAAAGCCGUCAAAACCAAAGACAAGAGCGACAGACCCGACAAAGCAGACAAACGCCGAGACGACAACUGCCCGCAACUCAAUAGUCCCUCUUCUAGUGGUCUCAACACAUCCAGCGGUGACAGCAAUGGCUUCACUAAUAGUAGUAAUAAUAGUUUUAAUUCCAGUAAUAAUAUAAACUCAGAGAUUAAGGACAUUAAGGACUCGUUGAAUAGCAGUACGAAUAACACGAACAAUAAAUUGAGUGCUAAUCACAACACCAAUACUAAUAACAAUAGCAAAGGAGUGAACUGUAAGGACACGUCUUGCGGGACACCCACCACCGCCUCGACCCCCACCACUGCCGCCAACACCUCCUCGCCUACCGUUAAGGUGAAGAAACCGCGGACUAUAGGCGCGAAAGCGAAGCUCAAGAAUGUGGACCGAAGUAAUGCACACGUGAAGGAAGUGACGGUCAAUAACGUGACGGUUAUUAUCACGGAAUUCACGCCCAAGAAGAUGAAAAUGUCGUCAAAAGGCGACAAACACUCAAACAGUGAGAGUUGGGAUCAAAUAAAGUCGAAAAAGAGUGACGAAAAGCGUCGCAAAUCGAGUGAUGAGAAGAGCAAGAAGAGCGACAAAAGUGAGGAAAAGGUGAGAAAAAGUGACUCAAAAAAGCACUCAUGCGAUGAGAAUUCCAAGAAGUCGUCCGACGAUCACCCAAAGAGUGGUAAGAACUCGGAUGAGAGUCCGCACAAGAAUUCUGGCAAAAAGAGUGACGAAAAUCGUGGCAAACAUUCGUCAGACGAAAGCGUUUCGCCGAAUAAGAAAUUAGAUAAAAAAAGUGACGAAAAAGCGUCGGGAAUCGUAUUGUUUGCUUUGGGAAUAUUCUUCUUAGUAGAAGAUGAGAGAUCCAGUCUUUUCAAGCUAUUCGUUGUGGAGAAGUAUAACUACGCUCUCUUGCAAAUGCUCGCCUGGGCUUUCAUUGUCAUCGGAUCCGCCAUCGGACUCAUCGGCUUUUGUGGCUGUUGUGGCGCUUUCAAAGAGAACCGAUGGAUACUUUAUUCCCUCUUUCUUUUGGUGAUCUUUGCGUUGGAACUGACGGUCGGAAUACUGGCCGUAAUAUUUCAAGAGAAAGUGGUGGCGGAACUCAAAAUAGAAUUAACCAACAAAUUGCAAACCGAUUACGGACUCCAAUCUUCAUUUACAGCAGCUAUUGAUUUGGCACAGACUAAGUUUGAUUGCUGUGGGAUUGAAGGCCCGAAAGACUACGAGAAGUCUGUUUGGAGGGCACAGAGAAUGAACGGUCAGAACUCGAAUGUGAGCCGAACCUGUUGUCUAUUGCAGAAUAAACUAGAAAAACAGGCCCACAAUAAUCCCCGACCCGUUAAUGAAACACUUUGUCAAUCAGCCGAUAACGUUGAGAAUAGAGUUUUUAGGAAUCAGAAUGGAUGUCUUCAAAAACUUGAGAAGUUUAUUAGAGCGGAGUCUAUGGUGUUUGUAGUGAUGGGUUGUGGACUCUCGGGAGUUGUGGAAUGA